GCGCGCCGAGCUGCGCACCGCGACCCUGCGCGCCUUCUCGAGCCCUGGGGCUGGCUGCAUCAGCGAGGGGCGCGCCUACGACACAGAUGCGGGCCCCGUGUUCGUCAAGGUCAACCGCAGGGCGCAGGCUCGGCAGAUGUUUGAGGGGGAGAUGGCGAGCCUGGAGGCUCUUCGCGGCACUGGCCUGGUGCGGGCACCUCGGCCCAUCAAGGUGAUUGACCUCCCAGGCGGUGGGGCUGCCUUUGUGAUGGAAUAUCUGAAGAUGAGGAGCCUGAGCAGUCAGGCGUCGAAACUUGGAGAACAGGUGGCGGAUCUGCACCUUUACAACCAGAAGCUCGGGGAGAAGUCCAGGGCGGAGGAGAACACAGUGGGCCGGAGGACUGAGGGUGCUGGGCCCCAGUACGUGACCCAGUUUGGCUUCCACACGGUGACGUGCUGUGGCUUCAUCACACAGGUGAACGAGUGGCAGGACGACUGGCCGACCUUCUUCACCCGUCACCGGCUCCAAGCGCAGCUGGACCUCAUUGAGAAGGACUACGCUGACCGAGAGGCAAGAGAACUCUGGUCACAGCUGCAGGUGAAGAUCCCGGAUCUGUUCUGUGGCCUAGAGAUUGUCCCCGCCCUUCUUCAUGGGGACCUCUGGUCGGGAAACGUGGCCGAGGACGACAGCGGGCCCAUCAUUUACGACCCGGCCUCCUUCUAUGGCCACUCCGAGUUUGAACUGGCAAUCGCCUCAAUGUUUGGUGGGUUUCCCAGGUCCUUCUUCACCGCCUACCACCGCAAGAUCCCCAGGGCUCCGGGGUUUGACCGGCGGCUGCUGCUCUAUAAGCUCUUUAACUACCUGAACCACUGGAACCACUUUGGGUGGCAGUACAGGAGCCCAUCCCUGGGCACCAUGAGGAAGCUUCUCAAGUAGUGGCCGGCCGGCAGCCCCUGCCCAGCCGCUGAGCAGACGCCGGGGGUGGCUGCGCCGGAGGCCGCUUAAGGGAGAAUAAAGCCCUGGGGGUUUCAGGGA
Molecule: messenger RNA, 1015 nt
Organism: Vicugna pacos (alpaca)
Lineage: Eukaryota; Metazoa; Chordata; Mammalia; Artiodactyla; Camelidae
Gene: FN3K
Product: fructosamine 3 kinase
Biological process (GO): fructosamine metabolic process
Source: RefSeq, a predicted model, not a curated record